Molecule: messenger RNA, 3638 nt
Organism: Coccinella septempunctata (seven-spotted ladybird)
Lineage: Eukaryota; Metazoa; Arthropoda; Insecta; Coleoptera; Coccinellidae
Gene: Lola
Product: longitudinals lacking protein, isoforms A/B/D/L
Exons: 5
Coding region: 166-1539 (457 amino acids)
Biological process (GO): regulation of transcription by RNA polymerase II
Cellular component (GO): nucleus
Molecular function (GO): protein binding; DNA binding
Source: RefSeq, a predicted model, not a curated record
GCGAUUCAUUCUGCAGUGGAAACGUAACCUUGUGGACGGCAGCUUUUAGUCAAACACCGCGACUGCUACACAAAGCAUAUAUGUAUAUCUGUUUCUAUGUGAAAAGUAGGAACAUACUGGAUUUAAAAUUGUGAUAUUUAGUUUAAGUGUGCCAAAUAGAUAACCAUGGAAGACGAUCAGCAGUUUUGUUUACGGUGGAAUAAUCAUCAAUCCACAUUGGUAUCUGUUUUUGAUACCUUACUAGAAAGUGGAACUCUGGUUGAUUGUACCUUGGCUGCGGAGGGAAAAUAUCUCAACGCACACAAAGUAGUCUUAUCCGCCUGCAGCCCAUAUUUUGAGUCAUUAUUGUCCAAACACUAUGACAAACAUCCAAUACUUAUACUCAAAGACGUUAAAUUCCAAGAACUUAAAGCCAUGAUGGACUAUAUGUACAGAGGAGAAGUGAACAUAUCACAAGAUCAAUUAGGAGCAUUAUUAAAGGCAGCAGAAUCUUUACAAAUAAAAGGCCUUUCAGACAAUAGAAAAGGGGGCGAUGUUAAACCAGCAGCCCCCAUACAACCUAAAAGUCCUCAGCCAGCCUCAACGAUACCAAAAGUACAAGGCCUAACGAUAGAACAACGGACGAGAGAUGAUAGUAGGGAAGGGUCGCAGUCACCUGGGCCAAGGAAGAAAAAACGUAUAAGGCGGAAGAGUGAAGAUUUGGAUAAUCAUGACGUUCAUUCAAAUUCUUCAGAGUCACAUAGUAAUCAUGGACCUACCGCCCAAAACAUUCCGUUACCUGCCCCUUCCAAGUUAGCUGCCGAUGUGCCUGAACCUUUAGAAACCAAAUCUGAAAUUAUUCUUAGGCAUAAACCAAGUGACGAAAUGAUCCCUCAAGUUCCUAUCAAAGAAAAAAUAGAAACACAUACAGAACUGAUGCUAGAACCAAAGUCUGAAUAUGUUGAGGAAAUGAAUGAGGACAGUAUUGAAGAUUUGACGUUAGAUGAUGAUGAUAUGAGUAAUAUGGAGCAUAUGGGUGACGGGGCUGGGCCAAGUCAUGGCAACAUGGGUGAGGGAUCAAGCCAAGGUUUUGGUUCUUGGCACCUAGGUAAUCAAAGUCAAGAUGAAGUGUUCUUAGCGGCACAAGAGGCCGUUGGUGCGCAUCGAGAUUCACAAGCCAAGGAUAUGUCGAUUAAGUGGCCUCCCCAUAUAGCCUUGCCCAUGCUGCUUAUGAGGGAAAGCUUGAGGGAGUCCAUGAUUCAAACUCUGACUCAGACGGCUCCGAAAUCUAAUAAGACGGCUCUGAAUAAUUCUCUUCCCGAAGGACCAGGGCACGCCUGCAAGAAUUGCGGAAGGGUUUAUAAGCUGAAGAGUUCCCUGAGGAACCAUCAGAAGUGGGAGUGCGGUAAGGCACCACAGUUUAGAUGCGACUUCUGCUCUUACAAGGCCAAGCAGAAAAUGCACAUGUCCAGGCAUAUGGAGAGGAUGCAUAAGGAUAUAGAUUAUUCCGCUAUUAAAACUGAGACGACAAAAACUGCAAGUCCUACUUCUUCAGAGUAGCGAUGUCGUUUAAUAGUUCGAAUCGUGGUCUAUCUUUAUUCUGGUAAUCGUUAAUUUGUUAAAAUUGUUCCUACGCAGAUUGAAUAAUAUCAUCAGGGAGACAGAUGGAGAAUAUUCUACUCUCAGUGUCCUUGAAAGGGAUCAAAAACACUGAGAAUGAGGUUAUCUUCGUCUCUCCAUAUUCCAGAAUGAUUAUGUAUAAUCUGUUCAUCCUUCACACUCGGAAAUAUUGGAUUGAGGGAAGGUUAUUUCAUUUUUUCUUGAAUCAUUCAGACUUUUGGAUUGAUUCAGCCACAGAGAUGUGGAGUCCCAUAAAAAACCGGAUAUUUUACGUUAUUAUUGUUAGUAUCGUAACAAAUGGAACUUCUGAAUCGCAAUACAAUAUUUCUUCGAGGAAUCAUCCUGGCAAAUAGCCAACAUACCCCCUCCCCCUUCACAUCACUUUUUCUGUAUAGUUCACCCUUUUACUGACAACAUUUCUUUGCGUUAACUAUUAUGCAGCAUUUAUUAGUUAACAGUUUUAGGUCCAACAUUUCCUUCUAUUGGAAAUAUACUACAAUCCGAUCUCUGUAUAAACUUUUACUUUUAUAUUCAUUAUUGUGUUCACUAUAUUUCACUGUCGCACAUUUUAAACCUCGAAAGUCGUUUUUUGAGAGCUUCAUGAAUUUCGUCUGCGCUCUUUUGAAAAUGGAAACCCCUAUUUUUGAUUUUUGCCUAGUCUUGAACCUAACGAUUCAAUAAUUUUCAAGGAAUUCAAAUACACGGUUGAUGUUUGGUCGUUUCAAAGAUGUUGUGACCCAGGAAAAAGUGUCCAUAGCUAAAACAGGUAUCAACAUGAGAUUUCGCAUAUCAUGAGGCUUCUGAGAUAAAAAAGGCCAUUUUUAGGAGUAAACUCAGGGAGCUGAAACUACUAGCAAAAAUUAAUAAUAGGGGUAGUGAAAGCUUGACUAAAUUUUGCUGCCUUAAUUUUCUGUAGAGAUUGGAAAAUAUUUUCUGAAUCCAAAAUCUGGCACUAACCAAGAAAAUAUAACUUUUUUCGUUUGUGGUCGACUAAAAUAGUAUUGGAGUGCUCAAAGAACGGCUUUGAACUUCCACUGCCCUGUUUCUGCAAACUAUCUCCUACGUUUAGAAAAAGUGUGAUAUUUAAAUGGCCUUAAUGAUAUUUUCUCGACAAUAAAUGUAAAUAUUUUUGAUACUAUAGGAUGUGACAUCACAUCUUUACAAUUUAAAAUUACCAGUAAUUGUGAUAAUAGUGAACAAAAAAUUAUUUGUGCCUCAUUAGAUGAAUGUUCCUCCAACAUGUUACUACUAGUUGUUACCUUUUAUUCUCUUUGAUAUUGAUUCUCGGUGCCUUUGAAAAGACAUUGUUUAUUUACUCGUAUUUGACUAGGUUAGUUGACAAUAUUUAAGUUGAUGCUUGUAGGUGCUUUCUCGAUUUUUGUCGAAUUGGAUAGUUUUGUAGUUGUCGUAAUUUUAUUCCCUUUUUUCUGAAAAGGUUCGUUUGUUAGAUACCACAAAUUUGGAUGAAGAACGCACAUUGUGGUAGUUUGUGAUAACAUCACUUUUUCGUCUUAAUUUUGGAUCAGUUUUCUGAUAAUGCUCUCUAUUUUUCAUUUGAUACUUAAUAGUGAAAAUCUAUUAUAUACUUAGAAAUUCACAGAUAACGGCAGCUGAUUUUUUUUUCAAUUUUGUAAAUAUUUCUAAUUUUGUGGUAGAAAUAUGCUCUCGAAUAUUUUUGUGCUUUUGAGGUAUUUUCGAACAACGAAUCUCACUAUAUAGUGAAGAAAAUAUCCUCUUUUUAGAUUUAUUUUUUGCUUAUUUUAUAUUUACACUUACGGUUAAGGGUGAGAAGAAAUAUGGAAUCCCCGAACUGCGAAUCAAUAAUACUCAAUUAGCUAUUUGUGAUCAAGCAAUAAUCAAAAGUUCCUUUGAUCAACUUCGUACAUCCUGUUUUGUUCUACCAAUUAUGUACUUUUUUUUUUAGCCUUUUUCGCUUAUUAUUCAUUAUAUAGCUCCGCUUUUUAGGUUCUGGUAGUGUUUUUUUUAUCAAUAUUUUUAUAUCAAUGAUAUAUUGAAGUAAUAAAUUUCUACUCGUUUUA